CGGAAAGGCUUGGUUCCUUCAUCCCUGCAGCACUCUGCAGGAGUCAUCAGCAGCCUAGCCGAAAAUUAGCAGCCAUGGCCAGCAGAAGCUAAUUUAUUCAUCUCGGUCUGCGGUUAUUUUAUUCAGCCAGCUAGCACGAACGCGUCUUCUUUUUUAGCGCUGCCCAGAAACAAAGUUUUCGACCUAGCCAAUCUUCUCUGUUGGGCCAAUCUCAACGACUUCGUUGUCGGCACACCAGUGCGUAGGUAGCUGUGCCAUGGGAAAAGCUGUGGAAGUAGCGACGCAAGCACUGCAUGGAAUGUGCUUGUAGGGCGUCUUCCAAGCGGAGCUGUCUUUUUCGUCAGCAUGGGUUGCUGUGUGUCCAUUGACGAGGAGGUUGUACGACCGACUGCACCACGCAAGCCCGAGACUCCCAGAGGAGCGGUCAACCGACAAUCGACUGGUGAUCAUCCGGUCGGUUCCAUAGACGACAUUAUACGCUCUAGUGGCCCAAACCAGCAUCAGCGCGUUGCCUCGGGAGGAGGCAGCGGAACGUCCGUAGGAGAGAGCAGCAGAUCGAACGGCUCAGCAGCGUCCCGGAGAGUCGGCACGAGCGUCGGUCAUUCCGAGGGUCGCGUAGUAAUCAGCGUAGGGCAAUACGGCGGCAGCGGGACGACGGAACUGACCGUAGACGCAUCGUUAAGAGAAUUCUCGUUUCGGGAGCUGGAGACAGCCACGAAGCAUUUUCGAGACGAUGGAAAGCUUGGCGAGGGAGGAUUUGGGAGCGUUUAUCGAGGAACUAUCGAUGCGAAUUCGCCUGGAGGAGGGCAGAAAGUCGCCGUUAAGAUGCUGACGCUGGACGGAACACAGGGAGAACAGGAAUGGAUGGCAGAGGUACGGUACCUGGGAGAGCUUCGGCACCCGAACCUGGUGCAACUAGUAGGGUACUGUGCAGAGGACGUGCAGCGGCUGCUGGUGUACGAGUUCAUGGAGUAUGGCAGCCUCGAGAGAUACCUCUUCUCUCGCACCCGAGAUCCAUUGCCAUGGGACAUCCGCAUGAAGGUGGCGCUGCAUGCUGCUCGGGGUUUGGCGUUCCUGCAUGAGGAAGCGGAGCCGCAGGUCAUCUACCGGGACUUCAAGACCUCCAACAUCCUCGUUGACAGGGUGAGUUCGGGCCGAUCAAAUCAUUUUUCGGUUUGACUCAAACCCCACAGUGUUGUUGCCAAGUGAGGUCUACUCUCAGUCGCAGCAUUUUGCUUGACAGUGACUCUCCAGCACUUCCAAGAUCCAUGCCAACUAAAUCGUCAAGCGGAUGGCGUGCCGGCUCCAGCAACGCUGCUGUACCUGUCGCAUAAAUCGCAUGAACGGAAAAGUGUCAUGAGAUAUAUGGGACAGCGCGGAAGGGAAGAGGUGUAGAAAGUGUAAGGAAAAUACGUAAAGAGGAUUGUUAUGCGGGGUAAUGUGGGGAAGUACAGUGAUGGGUCGAAAAGCUCAUGGGAUUGAGCGGGCGAGACAGCUGGAGGUGGCGAAUGGGAGACAGUGUCCAGCUCAGUGGGGACAGGAGCGGCUGGUUAGGUCGACAUGCAGAAGAGUGAGGGAGGUAAGGGGCCGGAUUCAGGGGGACAGCGAGGAGGCGUAAUCAUUAGUGCAGGUAAAAAGGCUAACCUCGAGGGAGUGAGGGACCUGGGUGACGGAGUGCCUUCGGCUAGGAGUAGCGUAAAGGAGCUUGUUCGUCGUAUGUCAGCUACUCUGUUUGUUCUCUCGUAACAUUGGGAAGGUUGUAUGGCUCUUGCUAGUGAAUA
This is a messenger RNA of Closterium sp. NIES-67, 1781 nucleotides long. The record is from the annotation of a GenBank genome assembly. NCBI's taxonomy places the organism in Eukaryota, Viridiplantae, Streptophyta, Zygnematophyceae, Desmidiales, Closteriaceae.